This is a messenger RNA of Marasmius oreades (fairy-ring Marasmius), 759 nucleotides long. RefSeq lists its product as uncharacterized. Lineage: Eukaryota; Fungi; Basidiomycota; Agaricomycetes; Agaricales; Marasmiaceae. The transcript has 2 exons. Bases 1 to 759 code for a protein of 252 amino acids. The record is from RefSeq and is a predicted model, not a curated record.
AUGUCCCCAGACACUAUCUUGGAGUUCUACGACAUCCCGUCAAAGCUGCCAGGCAUUGCCUGGUCUCCGAAUACCUGGAAGACGAGGUACUGUCUCAACUACAAGGGUAUACCGUACAAGACGAUCUGGGUCGAAUAUCCCGACAUAGCCUCCACAUGCAAGCGCAUCGGUGCCGCACCAACGACAACCAAAUCCGAUGGAACUCCCCUCUACACGUUACCUGUCAUCCGCGAUCCGUCCACGGGUAUAGCGAUAUCUGAUUCCCCACGCAUUGCAGACUACCUCGAAAAAACCUACCCCGACACCCCCCGUCUGUUCCCACCAGGUACACGAGCUCUCCAAGCCGCGUUUUAUGACGAAUUCGAGGACAAUCAUCUGAAAAUGGCAUCAUUUGUUAUUCCUAAAGUCGCUUUGAUUCUCAACCCCCGAAGUUUUGAAUUCUUCAAGGAAGAUCGGUCGAAGCGGUUCGGUAGUAUUGCGAUGGAGGAUCUAUAUCCCAAGGGUGAAAAGAAAGUCGAGUUGUGGAAAAGGUGGAAGGAUACCUGGGGAGUUGUUGCUAGUUGGAUGGAGGAUACCGAUACUUUCAUCAUGGGGAAUGAUACGAUCACAUUUGCUGAUUUCGUUGUCGCCGGAUGGGUCAUCUGGCCCAGGCAUUUGUGGGGAGAGGAUAGCGAGGAAUGGAAGGAUAUUGCCAGUUGGCAUGGUGGAAGAUGGGGAAGACUAAUUGAGAGAUUGUCAGAGUACGAAACGAUUGUAUAG